AUGUUGAUCAAUAAUGAUGCAUUAAUAUGGAUCGAUUUAGAAAUGGAUGGAUUAGAUGUAGUCAAAAACUGUAUCUUAGAAAUUGCUUGUAUUGUUACUGAUUUCGAUUUAACAAAUAUUCAUCAAGGGCCUGAUCUUGUAAUUCAUCAUCCAAAAUCAUUACUUGAUGCAAUGGGACCAUGGUGUAUGACCCAUCAUACAAGAUCAGGUCUUGUUCAACAAGUAUUAGAGAGUAAUUUGUCUAUGUUUGAUGCUGAAACAGAAAUAAUAAAUUUUAUUGAACAAGUAACAUUAUUCUCGGAACAUAAGCAACGUCUUAUUCUUGCUGGCAAUACUGUUUAUUUUGAUAGAUAUUUUCUUGAAAAAGAUAUGGCCCGCUUACAUUCUUUACUUGAUCGAUCAAUUCUUGACUGUAGCACAUUAAACGAAUUAAUUUAUCGUUUUAAUGAAGAUAUUUGUUUAAAUGCACCAACUAGCAGUGGAAAUCUUCAUCGUGCAUUAGAUGAUAUUCGUAAUAGUCUCGAAGAAUUAAAAUAUUAUAAAAAAACAGCUUUUGAAGAAAAGCAGCAAACUCAACAGAUCGAAUUACCUUUCAAAGGACAUUUAAUGGGAUAUCUUAUAUGGAUAAAUAUUAAUUCAGCAAACAUAGUACAUUGCAUUUUAACUGAUAGUAACCUUAAUAUAAUCGAUGAAAUUACGGAUGGGAAAACAAAUGACGUUUUAAUGAAUUUUUUUCAUCGAAAUAAAAUUUAUGAAGAAAAACUUAUUGUUGUUGCUGGAAAUUUUUUAGGUUCAAUUAGAAGUCAAUUGAAAAAAAUAGCUCCUCAAUUUAAUGAAUUUUGUCAUUAUCGAUCAGUUGAUGUUAAUGUUGUUUCAAUUCUAUGUGAAAAAUGGUUUCCAAAUACUUAUGAACGACGACCUUUUAAGGAUGAUGAUGAUGACGAUAAUCAUUUAAAGAAUUCUAUAGAACUUCUUCGUUUUUAUCGUUCGACUAUAUUUAAAUAG
Messenger RNA from Rotaria socialis, 1005 nucleotides. The record is from the annotation of a GenBank genome assembly. NCBI's taxonomy places the organism in Eukaryota, Metazoa, Rotifera, Eurotatoria, Philodinida, Philodinidae.